Messenger RNA from Aureobasidium namibiae CBS 147.97, 2145 nucleotides. RefSeq lists its product as uncharacterized. The transcript is spliced from 7 exons. Gene Ontology annotation, molecular function: zinc ion binding; DNA-binding transcription factor activity, RNA polymerase II-specific. Gene Ontology annotation, biological process: regulation of DNA-templated transcription. Bases 1 to 2145 code for a protein of 714 amino acids. The record is from RefSeq and is a predicted model, not a curated record. Lineage: Eukaryota; Fungi; Ascomycota; Dothideomycetes; Dothideales; Saccotheciaceae.
AUGCAACAUCGAAGACCUGAUGCAUCUUCGAACGCUAGAAGUCAGCUUCCACCUCUAGCACCUCGAGGCCAGCAGCCCGUUCCUGCUACUUCUGCUAGAACAGACAUCGAAUCUGCUGGCGGAAGUACAUCCUCAACGCGGCCGAGACUAUCGCACCGCUCGAGGGCCGGCUGCUGGACAUGCAGGAAACGAAAGGUCAAGUGUGAUGAAACCCAUCCACGAUGUGGUCCCUGCACUCGCCUGAAUAAAGAAUGCGACUGGGAGUUUCGCUGGAAGUUCGACGACGUCACUCAAAACACCCAAAACAAGUACUCCAACGUGUCAACAACAGGCAACGCUGUCUGGGAUCCACAAGCACCUCGUAUAAUCCUGGAUGACCGAAGAUCACAAUCACCUACUUACGAUGCCCUUCCCUCGUUUGCUGAACUGACCAACGAUGAGGAUCGCGAAAAGAAAGCUGAAGGGCAAGUACCUGGUACAUUCAACGUUGUUGUCAAUCCCGAAAGCUUUGCUGGCCUUCCCGAGUAUGGACCGCUCCCUGGACCACGAACACGAAAAUCCAGCCUUCAAUCUCGUCGUAACAGUUGGGACAGUCAAAUAUCGACCGAAGUCCCACGUCCCAGACCAAACCUGAAUCCUGCAAAUGGUGAUCCAAACAUCGUGGUGCUGGCCAAGUUUGAGGAUGCGCCCUUAUCCCUACCAAGUCUAGCGAGCUUUCCUGUCGAUAGGAGAACCAGUUUACCGGAGAAUCUACUCUCACUAAACUUGACUGGAGGACUGCGAGGAUCCAGCCUACCGUCCGGCCGCCGCAAUGAUUCAGUCACUCAGGGGCUUCGAGACGAGAGACUUAUGGUCCACUAUCGAGGCUUCAUCUCGAAGCGUAUAUUUCCUGUUGGCAAGGGCCUACUCGUCGACAGACCCAUGCAAGACGAUCCGAUCGUUGCUGAAGCUAGAGACUUUCCCCCUCUCUAUCAUGCUAUAUGCGCAGUUUCCUUGCUCAGUCUGGCGCUCAAGGGUCAACAACAGCUCUUGACGGAAGCCUUCCAACACUAUCACCAAGCCAUAUCCUCCAGCUUGUCCUCGCCCUCCGAUCUGCACUCCGAUCGACUUCUAUAUCUACAUUUCCUGUUGCUGAUCUACGACAUCAGCUACGCGACCCAGGCUUCAAACAACACACAAGAAGUCUUCAACAUGAACAUGUGGGAGCACCACAUCCAACACCUGGUCAGGAUAGCCCAGCACCGCAAAGGACAAUCGAAUGGGAUCCUACAAGCCUACCUCCUGUGGUACGUGCUUUACCUCGACAAUCAAGCUUGCCUGUCAGGAAACGGUAAUGGGCACUUUGUUCGCGCCUUCCUCGGCAAUGAUCUGGCACUGCCCAAUUGGAAUCGCAUCUUCUCAGGCUUAGACAUUGUACGACCAACCGCAGGCUGGCACGGUGAAGACACGACUACUCACCCGGAUGUCUUCAUAUUCUCUCAUCACAUGUACAUACAGGGUGCCAAGCUGUGCGAGUUACAGCUCAAGUUGCGCGCCGAGGCUACAGCCCAGACUUUGCAUGGCCAGGGUGGUAGCUCGGUACUAGCGAUAUGUACGCAGAUGGUCGAUCAGUUCCAGGGCGAGCUCUACGCAGCAUGGCACCGCUACUGUCCUUCCUAUCUCUUCCAGCCAAACUCAGAAUAUGCAACGGGCCGGCUCCCUGUGGUUGCCCGCAUAUUCCUAGAUUUUGCACAAUUGCAGUUCAGCGUCUGGAUACUCUACUCGAACAGCUCCCUCUACCCCACCCAACCAUUUCACUCGAAUCCCUCCCAACGAUCCGAGAUCCGCCUCCACAGUCUCAAGAUUCUCUCCAUCGUCGACGCGGCCGUUGCCCUCCAAAGCUACGAUCAACAUCAAUUAGUGUUUCCCGUGUUCAUGGUCGGCUUCGCGAGUCCAGAUGCGGAAACCAAAUCUCGAGCCCUUGCGCUACUGAGGGUCAUGGAAGGGACCGGCAUCUCGAGGAAUGCGACCAGGAGUAGGGAGUUGUUGAGUAUGGUAUUUGAAGAGCAGAGGGUGAGAGUGUUAAAUGGAGGUAGAGCGGAAGAGGUGGAUUGGAUCGACGUUGCAAAGACCAAGGGAAUGGGUGUCGUCAACUUCGGGCUCUAA